AUGAUUGCUUAGAUGGUCUUAGCUAAUUUUAAGAUAAAAAAUUUAACUUUAUACGCUAUAAUUAAAUGGAGAAUAAAUAAAGAUACUAUUCCAUUACUUUCAGAUGAUGGAUUAAUUUUUCGUUAUGAAAUAGUCAGCAGUUUAGAAUAAAAGUUUUUUCAUGGAGUUAAACUCAAAAAUAUAUGGUUUAUUCUUAAAAUUUAGAAUAAUAUGGAAUUAUGGAACCACUUACAAUAAAAUUAAAAGGAAUCGAUUAGUUUAUUUUAGAAAAUUAAAUUAAAUAGAAAUUAGAUAUUUUAAAAGAUAUAGAGUUGUAUGAUUAAUGUGCUUUAUGUGAAAAAUAGCUGAAUAAAGAAGAUAAGUAAUUUAUUAAUCAUUAUGGGGGGGAAGGCUUAUGCAUGUCUUUUUCAAAUGAGCAAUUAGAAUAAUAGGGCGAAGAAAUUGAUAAAGCCAAAUUAAUUAAUGAUCUAACAUAAUCUACUACACAGUCAGUAAUUGCAAAUUAUCAUAAUAAAGCAAAACUCUAUUUUGUUAGAAACUUUACUUACCCAUUUGGUCAUAAAGUGGGAAAAAUUAGAGAAUAUUCAAAUGUGUGUCAUCUUGUAAUUCUAAUAGAGGAUUGGAUUUUAUACAACUGUUAAAUCUGUGAUUCUGUACAAUAUUGCAACACUUGUGGAUUAUAAUGA
Paramecium pentaurelia is the source of this 686-nucleotide messenger RNA. NCBI's taxonomy places the organism in Eukaryota, Ciliophora, Oligohymenophorea, Peniculida, Parameciidae. The record is from the annotation of a GenBank genome assembly.